Messenger RNA from Herpailurus yagouaroundi (jaguarundi), 7116 nucleotides. It is a transcript of the gene SLIT2, whose product is annotated as slit guidance ligand 2. The record is from RefSeq and is a predicted model, not a curated record. The coding region runs from base 906 to 5588 and encodes 1560 amino acids. The transcript has 41 exons. Gene Ontology annotation, molecular function: Roundabout binding; heparin binding; calcium ion binding. Gene Ontology annotation, biological process: negative regulation of cell growth; retinal ganglion cell axon guidance; negative chemotaxis. NCBI's taxonomy places the organism in Eukaryota, Metazoa, Chordata, Mammalia, Carnivora, Felidae.
UAGUGGAUAUUUCUGCCGGCUGCGGCGGCCCCAUUGCCCUUUUGUCUUUUUCUGCGUGACCUCGGGGAAGGCCCCGGUGCGGAGCGUCGCCAAGGACGCCAGGAGGGAGGCGGGAUUGCCGAGAUCUCCUUCGGCGAAGUGCUUGUGUGUUUGCAAACCGCCCUCGGCUGUCGGGAAACGGCUAGGACGUGUCCCGGCUGCGGAAGAGCCGCAGGCUGUGCGGAGGCCGCUCGAGUGAACCGCGCGGGAGGCACGCAGCGCCGCCCCGCGACCCCCAGGCUGCGCCCCCGCCCCGUGCGCCCCCGCGCGCCAUGCCCAGUCGUCCGGCGCGCUCCGCUCCCGGCCCGCGGGGCUCUUGCGCCUUCUAGCUUCGGAGAACCCACUUUGAUCGAGGCCACCAUUUCUAUUGAGCACCCCUCUUCUGUCUCAUAGCCUCCCCACUGGAAUCGGAUUUGAAGACUCCUCCGUGGAAUCGGAGCACUCCCUUUUCCGCGCAUCCGGCCCCUGCAUCUUUACGGCCUUUAGGAGCCCCAGCUCUUUUACCGCCAAGUUGAUCGUUGAGAGACAGACGACGUGUGACCUCCUCCCCGCAGCUUCGGGGUCUCUUUAUAGCCUUGGCCUGGCCGAUUGAUCCUCAGGACCUAAAGUUGCGCCUUCAGGACCCGAGGAGCGCCUGCCCUGCUGGAGGAGGGUGGAGGGGAAGUGGGAGGCGCGUACCUGUGCCAUCUCUACUGCCUUGAAUAUUAUUACUGUUACUUCCAAAUUAUUUUGUGUACAUUUACCCGGACACUCUGGGUUCCUAGCCCUGCGCCAGAGACUGGGCCUCAGACACAGCGCGAUUCGCGCGGAACAAGGAGCUAAGGAGGAACCCCCGGCGCCGGCGAGCGAGGAGGCGGCGGGGGAAGAUGCGCGGCGUCGGCUGGCAAACGCUAUCCCUGUCGCUGGGGUUAGUGCUGGCGAUUCUGAACGAGGUGGCGCCGCAGGCGUGCCCGGCGCAGUGCUCCUGCUCGGGCAGCACGGUGGACUGUCACGGGCUGGCGCUGCGUAGCGUGCCCAGGAAUAUCCCCCGAAACACCGAGAGACUGGAUUUGAAUGGAAAUAACAUCACACGGAUUACCAAGACAGAUUUUGCUGGUCUUAGACACUUAAGAGUUCUUCAGCUUAUGGAGAAUAAGAUUAGCACCAUUGAAAGAGGAGCAUUCCAGGAUCUUAAAGAACUGGAGAGACUGCGUUUGAACAGAAAUCACCUUCAGCUGUUUCCUGAGUUGCUGUUUCUUGGGACUUCGAAGCUCUACAGGCUUGAUCUCAGUGAAAACCAAAUUCAGGCAAUUCCAAGGAAGGCUUUCCGUGGGGCAGUUGACAUUAAAAAUCUGCAACUGGAUUACAACCAGAUCAGCUGUAUUGAAGAUGGAGCAUUUAGGGCUCUCCGGGACCUUGAAGUGCUCACUCUCAACAAUAACAACAUUACUAGACUUUCUGUGGCAAGUUUCAACCAUAUGCCUAAACUUAGGACUUUUCGCCUCCAUUCGAACAACCUAUAUUGCGACUGUCACCUCGCCUGGCUCUCUGACUGGUUGCGACAAAGGCCCCGGGUUGGUCUCUACACUCAGUGUAUGGGUCCAUCCCACCUGAGGGGCCAUAAUGUAGCUGAGGUUCAAAAACGAGAAUUUGUCUGCAGUGAUGAGGAAGAAGGUCACCAGUCAUUUAUGGCUCCUUCUUGCAGUGUUUUGCACUGUCCAGCUGCUUGUACCUGUAGCAACAAUAUCGUAGACUGUCGUGGGAAAGGUCUCACUGAGAUCCCCACGAAUCUGCCAGAGACCAUCACAGAAAUACGUUUGGAACAGAACUCAAUCAAGGUCAUCCCUCCUGGAGCUUUCUCACCAUAUAAAAAGCUUAGAAGAAUUGACCUGAGCAAUAAUCAGAUCUCCGAACUAGCACCAGAUGCUUUCCAAGGACUACGCUCUCUGAAUUCACUUGUCCUCUAUGGAAAUAAGAUCACGGAACUCCCAAAAAGUUUAUUUGAAGGACUGUUUUCCUUACAGCUACUAUUAUUGAAUGCCAACAAGAUAAACUGCCUUCGGGUAGAUGCUUUUCAGGAUCUGCACAACUUGAACCUUCUCUCCUUGUACGACAACAAGCUUCAGACCAUUGCCAAGGGGACCUUUUCACCUCUCCGGGCCAUUCAAACCAUGCAUUUGGCCCAGAACCCCUUUAUUUGUGACUGCCAUCUCAAGUGGCUGGCGGAUUAUCUCCAUGUCAACCCCAUCGAGACCAGUGGUGCCCGCUGCACCAGCCCCCGGCGUCUGGCAAACAAAAGAAUAGGACAAAUCAAAAGCAAGAAAUUCCGUUGUUCAGCUAAAGAACAGUAUUUCAUUCCAGGAAUUCACCAUUUUGGCUGUACAGAAGAUUAUCGAUCAAAAUUAAGUGGGGACUGCUUUGCAGAUUUGGCUUGCCCUGAGAAGUGCCGCUGUGAAGGGACCACGGUAGAUUGUUCCAAUCAGAAACUCACCAAAAUCCCAGACCACAUUCCCCAGUACACCGCAGAGCUGCGUCUCAAUAAUAAUGAAUUCACAGUGUUGGAAGCUACAGGAAUCUUCAAGAAACUUCCGCAGUUACGUAAAAUAAACUUUAGCAACAAUAAGAUCACAGACAUUGAAGAGGGAGCAUUUGAAGGAGCAUCAGGUGUAAAUGAAAUACUUCUCACGAGUAAUCGUUUGGAAAACGUUCAGCAUAAGAUGUUCAGGGGAUUAGAAAGCCUGAAAACUUUGAUGUUGAGAAGUAAUCGCAUAAGCUGUGUUGGCAAUGACAGUUUCAUAGGACUGAGUUCUGUGCGUUUGCUUUCUUUAUAUGAUAAUCAAAUCACUACCAUUGCACCAGGGGCAUUUGAUACUCUGCAUUCUUUAUCUACCCUAAACCUGUUGGCCAAUCCGUUUAACUGUAACUGCUACCUGGCUUGGCUUGGGGAAUGGCUCAGGAAGAAAAGGAUCGUAACCGGAAAUCCUCGAUGUCAAAAACCAUAUUUCCUCAAAGAAAUCCCCAUCCAGGAUGUUGCCAUUCAAGACUUUACGUGUGAUGAUGGAAAUGAUGACAAUAGCUGUUCUCCACUGUCUCGCUGCCCCACGGAAUGUACAUGCUUGGAUACAGUCGUCCGAUGUAGCAAUAAGGGCUUGAAGGUCUUGCCCAAAGGUAUUCCAAGAGAUGUCACUGAAUUGUAUCUGGAUGGGAACCAAUUUACACUGGUUCCUAAGGAGCUCUUUAACUACAAACAUUUAACACUUAUAGACUUAAGUAACAACCGAAUAAGCACCCUUUCUAAUCAGAGCUUCAGCAACAUGACCCAGCUCCUCACCUUAAUUCUUAGUUACAACCGUUUGAGAUGUAUUCCUCCUCGAACCUUCGAUGGAUUGAAGUCUCUUCGAUUACUUUCAUUACAUGGAAAUGACAUUUCUGUUGUGCCCGAAGGUGCUUUUAAUGAUCUUUCUGCAUUAUCACACCUAGCAAUUGGAGCCAACCCUCUUUACUGUGAUUGUAACAUGCAGUGGUUAUCAGACUGGGUAAAGUCGGAAUACAAAGAACCUGGAAUUGCGCGCUGUGCUGGUCCUGGAGAAAUGGCAGAUAAAUUAUUACUCACAACUCCUUCCAAAAAAUUUACAUGUCAAGGGCUCCCAGGGCCCUGCGGCUUCCUGAGGCCAGGUCCCGUGGAUGUCAAUAUUCUAGCUAAAUGUAAUCCCUGCUUAUCAAAUCCGUGUAAAAAUGAUGGCACCUGUAACAAUGACCCAGUUGACUUUUAUCGCUGCACAUGUCCGUAUGGUUUCAAGGGGCAGGACUGUGAUGUUCCUAUUCAUGCAUGCAUCAGUAACCCAUGUAAACAUGGAGGAACUUGCCACUUAAAGGAAGGAGAAAAAGAUGGAUUCUGGUGUAUUUGUGCUGAUGGAUUUGAAGGAGAAAAUUGUGAAGUCAAUGUUGAUGACUGUGAAGAUAACGAUUGUGAAAAUAACUCUACGUGCGUUGAUGGAAUUAACAACUACACGUGCCUUUGCCCACCUGAGUACACAGCUGCUAAUCUGAAUGAGGUGGAAAAAGGCGAGUUGUGUGAGGAGAAGCUGGACUUCUGUGCCCAGGACCUGAACCCCUGCCAGCAUGACUCCAAGUGCAUCCUGAUGCCAAAGGGAUUCAAAUGUGACUGCACACCAGGAUACAUAGGCGAGCACUGCGACAUUGACUUUGAUGACUGCCAAGAUAACAAAUGCAAAAACGGAGCCCACUGCACAGAUGCCGUGAAUGGCUAUACGUGCAUCUGCCCCGAAGGCUACAGUGGCUUGUUCUGCGAAUUUUCUCCACCCAUGGUCCUCCCUCGUACCAGCCCCUGUGAUAAUUUUGAUUGCCAGAAUGGUGCCCAGUGCAUCAUCAGGAUAAAUGAGCCAAUAUGCCAGUGUUUGCCAGGCUACCAGGGAGAGAAGUGUGAAAAGUUGGUUAGUGUGAAUUUUGUAAACAAAGAGUCUUAUCUUCAAAUUCCUUCAGCCAAGGUCCGUCCACAAACGAACAUCACUCUGCAGAUUGCCACAGACGAAGACAGUGGAAUCCUCCUGUAUAAAGGCGACAAGGACCAUAUUGCCGUCGAACUGUAUCGGGGACGGGUUCGUGCCAGCUACGACACCGGCUCCCACCCGGCUUCUGCCAUUUACAGCGUGGAGACGAUCAAUGAUGGAAACUUCCACAUUGUGGAACUACUUGCCCUGGAUCAGAGUCUCUCCCUUUCUGUGGAUGGAGGGAGCCCCAAAAUCAUCACCAACUUGUCAAAGCAGUCGACUCUGAAUUUUGACUCUCCGCUCUAUGUAGGAGGCAUGCCCGGGAAGAACAACGUGGCCGCGGCCCUGCGCCAGGCCCCUGGGCAAAACGGCACCAGCUUCCACGGCUGCAUCCGGAACCUUUACAUCAACAGUGAGCUCCAGGACUUCCGCAAGGUGCCCAUGCAAACCGGCAUCCUGCCAGGCUGUGAGCCGUGCCACAAGAAGGUGUGUGCCCACGGCACGUGCCAGCCCAGCAGCCAGUCCGGCUUCACCUGUGAGUGUGAGGAGGGAUGGACCGGGCCCCUCUGUGACCAGAGGACCAAUGACCCCUGUCUGGGAAAUAAAUGUGUGCACGGCACCUGCCUGCCCAUCAAUGCAUUCUCCUACAGCUGUAAGUGUCUGGAGGGCCACGGGGGAGUCCUCUGUGAUGAAGAGGAGGACCUCUUUAACCCCUGCCAGGGGAUCAAGUGCAAGCAUGGGAAAUGCAGGCUCUCAGGACUUGGGCAGCCCUACUGUGAAUGCAGCAGUGGAUACACCGGGGACAGCUGUGAUCGAGAACUCUCAUGUCGAGGGGAGCGAAUAAGAGAUUAUUACCAAAAGCAGCAGGGCUAUGCCGCGUGCCAGACAACCAAGAAGGUGUCCCGGCUGGAAUGCAGGGGUGGAUGUACGGGAGGCCAGUGCUGCGGACCCCUGAGGAGCAAGCGACGGAAAUACUCUUUCGAAUGCACUGACGGGUCUUCGUUUGUGGACGAGGUGGAAAAGGUGGUGAAGUGUGGCUGUACCAGGUGCGCCUCCUAAGCGCGUCCCUGGCAGCGUUUGUCUUUGGGAAAUGUCGUCUACUUCUUGACCAUGUUGGACUAAUUAAUAAUGCUUCAUAGUGGAAAUAUUUGAAAUAUAUUGUAAAAUACAGAACAGACUUAUUUUUAUUAUGAGAAUAAAGACUUUUUUUUUUUUCCUGCAUUUGGGAACAAAAAAAAAAAAUGCUUGAACUAACGCUUCCCCGAUGCUAGAGAAGUAUGAAGAGAGAGAUACCUGGAGGCAUCAGAACGAAAGUGGGAAUCAUUGCAACUCGAAUUCAUCUUUGCGACAUGCUGAAGACAGAAGCACAGGCAAAGGGAGAGCCGAGCUGCCCUGUGCUGCCGUGAAAUCGCCCAGAGCAUAAAACCCAUGCGCCCUCGUCCUCCUCUUUGUGGUUUAUGAGGACAGACCAAGCACGUGCGUGUGAAUGUGAGGACGCAAGGCGGAGGAAUGGGAUUCUAGAGUUCAUAGGACAAAUGGUUGAGAAAUACGAUGUGCAAAAUAGUGUCCUGAAGACAACGGUUCUAUUCCCGAGAGAGAUGGGAGUACUAAAAUAAGUUUUAUGUUCUUUGUAAACGUCAGCAUGUUAGCAGAAGAAGCACACAAAAGUGUUUAUCUACCGUUUUCCAGUAUUAAUUUUUUGUAAUAUAAAUGAUAAAGGAGAUGAUAAAGAACCAAUAGAUUAUUGAUAAAUAAAUUAGUAAUAAUAUGAAUUUUUGUUUCUAUGAGUUCUAAACAGCCCUAUACAGUAUUCAGUUUCCAUGAGAAAUAUUUAUUGUAUCAAAGUACAUUGUACUUAACAUUUUAGGCCAUUCUUUUACUGUUUCUCAAUGCUUUAAUAUAUAUUAAUUUAUAAUUGUCCUGAUAUUUUUGUAUAUUUUUCAAACUUAAAAGUCAGGAUCUUUUUGGGUUUUUUUGGCAAUAGUACUAACAUAGGGUGUUAUCUUGGGAUAAAUGUGUGUUGAUCUGUUUGUUUACCUUGACAUCUGACCACUGGUGUCACUGACCUACUGGCCUCAUUCAGGACACCUGCAGAGUGUAAAGUCGAUGCGUGAGAUGGUCAUUGUACAGAAAGAAGUGGCCCGCCCCUCUGCAACAUGUCCCCACAAAACAGAGAUGGUAUAUAGCAGUCAACACUAGAAGAGUAGGUAUUUUACAAAUUAAUAUUUCCUUGACAUUUUUUGCCCUUUUAUUGCGGGUGGGUGGGGAGAAAAGAAGGCUGUAAUGUCAAGAACUGUGAUUUUUUUUUCCCCAACAAUAAAGCUCCUUUAUUACCUUAAUGUUCCCAUGUUAACAUGUUUGCUGCUAAAUUACAAUGUAGAAUUGAUAAUGAUUUAUAGUGGACUGUGCUCUUCCCUUAUUAAAAUCCCAGGGUGCCCUGUGAAGAUGCAGAUGUUUCUUUUCAAAAAACUUUUUUUACACAAAAAAUUAGAUGUACAUGUAUAAUUCAUUGUGCUUUGUCUUUCUCCAGACUAAUAUCAGUUAUACUACUGAUGGUUGUAAAUUAAACAGAUAUUUACUUCACUAA